AAAAUUUAUCAAGAUUUAAUUACAAUAAAAGCAAAAAAAGUUGAGAGAUUUUGGAGACCAGUGACAUUUUACUUUUUUGGUGAUGGUGGAGCAGGAAAAUCAAAUCUUGUGCAAAAGUUAUUCCGUUCAGAAUUUUACUUGAAGAAAAAAAUGCAGAAAAGUGGAAGUAUAUGGUGGAAUGGAUAUGAGAAUCAAUCAAUUGUUUUUUUGGAUGAAUGGUAUACAGUGGUUAGAUGGGAUAAUAUUGUAACUUAUUUGAAUGAUACUCCUGCAGAAGUUGAGGUUAAACAAGAAUCAUUUAAUUUUGGUCAACGUAACAGAAGUGAGGAUGAGGUUUAUAGGGAUUGGGGACAGUUUGACAGAAGACUUGAUUUUAUCAUUAAAUUUAAAGGAAAAUGGAAUGAUGAUAUUGAUUUACGUACAACAGAAUUGAUAUUUCAUAGAG
This is a messenger RNA of Scutellospora calospora, 445 nucleotides long. The record is from the annotation of a GenBank genome assembly. Lineage: Eukaryota; Fungi; Glomeromycota; Glomeromycetes; Diversisporales; Gigasporaceae.